GUGCUCAGCACAGAAGCAAGGCUGAUAUACGGGGUGCUCGGUUCAGGGACAGGGGUUCACCUUCAGUGCACACGCAGCUGCCCCAUGGCCUGAUUUGCCCCCAUGCAACUUACAGAUCUGUAGGCGGUGAAACGGGGGAAGCGAAAGUGCAUGGGCGUGCACCCAAAGGCAUUCGCUUUUGUAGCUCUGCCAAAAGUGAGCAGCCAAUGCGCGCAGCCCCGAGAGGAAGCGAAAGGAAGGCGAGCCUGGAGGAAGUCGUGGCUGGGCUGUGUUUGCUGGACUUGCUGGGUCAGAAGUGUUCUGGUUCGGAUUACGCCCGAAGCUAAAGGAGAGGGCAACGAAGCAAAUUGUCCCCUUUCAAGCAGCCUUCUGAGUUGGUGUCAUGAUGGCCUUGUUUAAAUGCUUCUGGAGUUUGCAGUCGCCUCGCCUGCUCUUUCGUCGAGCCAAGAGCCACCUCGCCUCUCCCAUCACCUCACGCUACGAAGCGAUAAUCCGAGGCGAACAGGAAGUGCCUGAGCAUUUCAAUUUUGCAAGUGAUGUUGUGGACAAGUGGAUACAGCUGGAAAAGGGUGGACAGCGACCUCAGAACCCAGCCUUCUGGUGGGUGAAUAACCAGAAGGAAGAGGUCAAGUGGAGCUUUGAAGAACUGGGCGUCUUGUCCCGAAAAGCUGCCAACGUGCUCACAGGUCCGUGCGGCUUGCAAAGAGGCGACAGGAUCAUUACAGUCCUGCCCCGGAUUCCGGAGUGGUGGAUUCUGAUCAUGGCUUGUAUACGAACAGGCAUUGUUUUUAUCCCUGGUAUAUCCCAGCUAACAGCGAAAGACAUUUCCUAUAGACUCCGGGCUUCCAAAGCCAAAUGCAUUGUUGUCAGUGAAGCUUCAGCUCCCGCAGUGGAGUCCAUUGUGUCGGAAUGCGAGUUUCUGCAGAACAAGAUAAUUGUGUCCGAGAGCAGCAGAGACGGCUGGCUGAACUUCAAGGAGCUACUCCAAGCAGCGCCUGCGGACCACGUCUGUGUGAAGACCAAGAGCCAAGAGCCCAUGGCCAUCUACUUUACUAGCGGAACCACCGGAACUCCCAAAAUGGUGGAACAAUCCCACUGCAGUUAUGCCAUUGGGCUGACAGCCACCGGCAGACGCUGCAUGGAUCUGAACCCUUCAGCCAUAUUCUGGAAUACAUCAGACACAGGAUGGAUCAAGACCUCUUGGAGUUGUGUGUUUGCGCCCUGGAUGCACGGAUCCUGCGUCUUUGUACAUCACCUGCCCCAAUUUGAGCCUACGGUCGUACUCAAUACCCUUGCAAGUUACCCAAUCAACGUUUUCUGUACAGCUCCCACUGGAUACCGGAUGUUGAUUCAACAUGAUCUCGCCAGCUACAAAUUCAUGAGUCUGGAGCACUGUGUGACCGGAGGGGAGCCGCUCAACCCGGAAGUGUAUGAACAAUGGAAGACUCAAACAGGGCUGGAUAUCCAUGAAGGAUAUGGUCAAACCGAAACAGUAGCGAUAUGUACUAAUAACCAAGGAAUGAAAAUUAAACCGGGCUCAAUGGGGAAGCCAUCUCCACCAUAUGAUGUCCAGAUUGUAGAUGAUCAUGGCAAUAUUCUGCCUCCAGGGGAAGAAGGCGACAUUGCUAUCCGAAUCAAGCCAAAGCGGCCAUUUUGUCUGUUUUUAAAGUACACAGAUAACCCUGAGAAGACAGCAGCCAGCGAGCGUGGGGAUUUUUAUGUCACUGGAGACCGAGGGACCAAAGAUGAAGAAGGCUACUUCUGGUUCGUCGGAAGGUCGGAUGAUGUCAUUAAUUCCGCCGGAUACCGCAUUGGCCCCUUCGAAGUGGAGAGCGCCUUGUUAGAACACCCAGCUGUUGUGGAAUCUGCUGUUGUCAGCAGCCCAGAUCCCGCCAGAGGAGAGGUGGUGAAGGCGUUUGUCAUCUUGUCUCCUGCGUUUUUAUCACAUGAUCCAGAAAAAUUAACCAAGGAGCUGCAGGAUCACGUGAAAAAAGUUACCGCUCCCUACAAGUAUCCUAGAAAGAUCGAGUUUGUCCAAGACCUGCCAAAGACGGCUGCUGGAAAAAUUCAGAGGAGCAUAUUAAGGAAUCGGGAAUGGGGUAGGGCCUAGAUUCAGCUGAACAUUUGCAAAGGAAUCAUCUCCCAGUCAUCUUCUGUGAUGGAUAAUUUCCCCCCUUUUGCUCCCUUUCUGAAUCUAUUGUUUAAUUCUAAUAUCCGAAUCUAAGAGAUCUGUGGAAUCAAGCAAGCAAAACUGUGGUUCCCUCCUGCGGAUGCUUCCAUAAUUCCUCUCAUCUGGAUUUCCCCCCAAUUUUGGUGGUGGUUGAAUGACCUUGUUCGCAAAGGGGAAGUGAUGCAUCUGGAAUCCACCAUUGUUCAAUAUUUUUAUACUUAACAAUAAAAUACUAAAGACUACAGUAUAAAUAAAUGUACCAUAAUUGCAAUUUGAAAUAUAAGCUUCUACCACCUGUAUCCCCGACAAUAAAUUGACCCAAUAUGCAUCAAUAAAUAUUGAAACGUAUAAUACAUGUUUUACUAUAUUUGAUAUAGAAAAAAACUAUUCUUGCAUAUGUAGAAUAAGUAUGGGAAAAAUAAAGCAUAAUCAUUUUCA
This is a messenger RNA of Elgaria multicarinata webbii, 2608 nucleotides long. RefSeq names its product acyl-coenzyme A synthetase ACSM5, mitochondrial-like. Gene Ontology annotation, biological process: fatty acid biosynthetic process; acyl-CoA metabolic process. Gene Ontology annotation, cellular component: mitochondrial matrix. The transcript has 14 exons. Lineage: Eukaryota; Metazoa; Chordata; Lepidosauria; Squamata; Anguidae. Gene Ontology annotation, molecular function: fatty-acyl-CoA synthase activity; fatty acid ligase activity. Bases 383 to 2110 code for a protein of 575 amino acids. The record is from RefSeq and is a predicted model, not a curated record.